This is a messenger RNA of Vitis riparia (riverbank grape), 2202 nucleotides long. Its product is annotated as tubulin-folding cofactor C. Gene Ontology annotation, biological process: tubulin complex assembly; post-chaperonin tubulin folding pathway. Bases 75 to 1130 code for a protein of 351 amino acids. NCBI's taxonomy places the organism in Eukaryota, Viridiplantae, Streptophyta, Magnoliopsida, Vitales, Vitaceae. The record is from RefSeq and is a predicted model, not a curated record. The transcript is spliced from 6 exons. Gene Ontology annotation, molecular function: tubulin binding. Gene Ontology annotation, cellular component: cytoplasm.
AUUACAAUUGUCACUUUUUUUUCCCCUCUGAGAAUCGUUUCGAGCGCACUUCAAACCACUCACAGUCGCAGCAAAUGGAGCAACACCAGGAUCCGAAAAACCCUAACCAAGCCCUAGACUCAGCCACCCAAAAAAAGCACGCUUCAAUGCUGGAACGCCUCUCCAACCUCCAGCAGACCCGCUUGCAGCAGUCCCUCGCUCGCAAAUCCGACUCCGUCUCCGGCCCUUCUUUUGAAUCCACCCAAUCUUUCCUAACCCGGUUCUCCGACUCCAAACGCUCCAUUGAGUCCCAACUUGCUGGCGCCCGUCUCACCUCCGAUCCCCAACGCCGAUCCGACCUUCAACAGAUCUCCACUUCUAUUGCCGAUCUCGAAAAGCUCGUAGCUGAGAACUCCUACUACUUGCCCUCUUACGAAAUCCGCUCCGCUCUCAAAUCGGUAUCUGAAUUGAAGCAGACUCUUGACAAUUUGAAUUCCGAGUUACUCCCCAAAAAGAAAUUUUCGUUUCGCAAUAAAGGGACAAAGAAAGAACCAAGCAACGCCCCAGAGGAGAAGGAAUUUGGAAAUGCUGAUUUGCAGCCAAAACUAGUAUUUUCGAUCCCCGAUACGCCGGGGUUUAGGAAUAAGGAAGGUGAGCUUUUGGUUAAAGAUUUUAGGGGUUCGGAUAUUGGGGAAUUUACCAUUUCGGAUCUUGAUUCUUGCGAAGUGAGGUUGAGUGGUUGCGUCAGAACCAUUUUUAUCCAUCGCUUGAAGAAUUGUCGUGUUUUUGCUGGUCCAGUUUCUGGGUCCAUUUUGAUUGAGGAGGUUGAAGGGUGCGUUUUUGUGUUGGCGUCACAUCAGAUUCGGAUUCAUUAUGCCAAAGGGAGUGAUUUUUAUCUCAGGGUGCGGAGUAGGCCGAUAAUUGAGGACAGUAAUGGUGUGAGGUUUGCGCCCUAUUGUUUGUGUUAUCAAGGAAUUGAGGAAGAUCUUAAAGAUUCAGGUCUUGAUGAGGAAACGGGAAACUGGGCAAAUGUGGAUGAUUUUCGGUGGUUGAGGGCAGUGCAGUCUCCAAACUGGUCUGCUUUGCCAGAGAACGAAAGGAUUGGUACUGUAAAUAUUUCAAAUUUGGAAACCAGGAGUGAAGAAAGUUAGAGCAUUUUGUAUUGUGGGUUUGAUAAGGCCCAGUGUAUCCAUUCUUUUAAAUGAAAAUUGAGGCAUUCAAAUUUUGAGCAAGUCCAACCAUUUCAGCUUGCCCCAGCAAUGAUCAGAUUCUCUUACGCAAUAUCCUAACAACUCGUCUGAAUGGACCCAUAAUAGAGAACAGAGACAACUUACAAGAUUAUGGUAUUUCCCAAGGAUCAAUCCUUCUGAUGUACUCUGCAACAUAUUUUCCAAACUUGAAUGAAGGAUUAGUCCCAUGUCAUGUGUCAAGUUGGUAAUAGAUUUGGUGGUCUGCAAUUCAGUUGCCAUUUCCAAAGUGACUAAAACCCGGAACACGACCAGUUAGCAAAUGAGAUUUUGUCAGAAUAAUAUCUCUGUUGUUGGGCCAGUGUGAAAAAGCUGGAAGAAUGUCAUUGACGCAUCAGAGUUAUGAUAUAGGACAAGGAGAUGAAGACAGGCAUCAACAAAUGCCAUUGACGCAUUCUCAAGGCAAAAGCUGGAAGAAUGUCUUUGGGUUUUGAAAGAUUGUGUUGGAAAUUCAGAGAGUUUGCUGCACCAACUUCUCCUCUAACCAGCUCCCUCAAUGGUCAAAUGGGGGUCACAUCUCUUCAUGUCUCUAUCUUACCCCAAGUUUUGAUUGCUCAUUGAAAACCAAAACAUUUUGACAGUAAUUAUUAGUUUUGAAAGGGAGUAAUCCUCAGAACUUCCAUUUCGGUUCAAACAAAGGAUCUUGGCACACCUUGCGCCUAUUGGAAGGUGUAUGUAUAUCACUUAUUACCGUAAUACAAUUAAGUUUUCUUCCUCAGAGAUGGAUGGCUCAUAUUUCCCCAAAGAAGAAAAAUAUCAAUCUUCUCGACCCAAUUCUUACAACCCACAAGCCAGGACGGAAAUAUUAAGUUAGGAACCACACAAGGACCACAUUACAUAAGAGAUGAGAUUGGUUGGGGCGUGAAAUCACUGUCUACACACGAGGAAAGAGACUCAUGAUUACUUUUAAUAUUACUCCCACGAGAUCCACCUCAUGAGACCCUUCAAUUUAUUAAGGCAAGUUUGCAUAUGAGUA